This is a messenger RNA of Lucilia cuprina (Australian sheep blowfly), 3928 nucleotides long. It is a transcript of the gene Hip1, whose product is annotated as huntington interacting protein related 1. Gene Ontology annotation, cellular component: clathrin-coated vesicle; actin cortical patch. The record is from RefSeq and is a predicted model, not a curated record. Gene Ontology annotation, biological process: endocytosis; clathrin coat assembly; actin filament organization. The coding region runs from base 307 to 3603 and encodes 1098 amino acids. The transcript has a single exon. Gene Ontology annotation, molecular function: clathrin-cargo adaptor activity; phosphatidylinositol-3,4-bisphosphate binding; actin filament binding. NCBI's taxonomy places the organism in Eukaryota, Metazoa, Arthropoda, Insecta, Diptera, Calliphoridae.
AAAAUACUGCAAACUUUGUGUUUUUCUUUCACUUUGCCAUUCAAAACCAAUUGGCAUCUCCGUCAUCAAUAUUAUUACUAAUAACUUUUUUUUUGUAUUUGUAUUUUAAACACAAAUUAUUUCGAUAAGAUAAAAAAGGUGGAAAAUGCUAACAAUUUAAUAAAUACACAAAUACUUUUCUUCAUUCUUGUGUUGGGAUCGAUAAAAAAAGCUGUUUUGUUAGCAUAAUAAUUAUAGUAGUGGACACAGAAAAGUAAAAGUGAUUGACAUUUGUAACAAAGAGGAAAUAGAGAAAACGAAGCCAAAAUGGACAAGGAAUAUCAAUUGCAUAUAAGUAUUACCAAAGCUUUAAGUCCCUCAGAAGCUCCCCUUAAAGUAAAGCAUGCCCGCUCUGUAAUCAUAGCGACACAUCGUUCCAAAAGUGCCAAGCCCUUUUGGGCGGUAAUCACGCGCCAGCCGAUUAUGGAGCAUCGGUUUACAGCUUGGAAAUUUUGUAAUUUACUGCACAAGGUGUUGCGUGAGGGUCAUGAAAGUGCUGUUAAACAAUCACAAACCCACAAGACUUUGAUCUUGGAGGUGGGCAAGUUGUGGGGUCACUUGCAGGAUGGUGUGGGCAAGUGCAUUGAGGUGUACACGAGAUUGUUAGUUAAUAAACUAGAAUUUCAUCAGAAAAAUGCCAAUAUUCCGGGAUCGUUGGCAUUGGAUUUUGGAGAAUUUUCUCGAGCCGUAGGUGACGAUUUAAAUUUAUAUUUUGAAUUGUGUGUGGAGGUUUUUGAUUAUUUGGAGCAUAUAUUGCAAGUGCAGGCACAAAUUUUCUUAGCCAUUAACACCUAUCGCUUGUCCUCGAUGACACCACAGGGUCAGUGUCGUUUGGCUCCUUUGAUAACUCUCAUACAGGAUUCAAAUCCUCUGUAUGAUAUAUGUGUUCGUAUAAUGUUUCGUCUGCAUGACGGUUUGCCUCAUGAUGUUUUAAUGGGUCAUCGUAAUCGCUUUAAUGAUAUUUUUAAGAAACUAAAGGCCUUUUAUGAAAGUGUUCGUCCUUUACAAUAUUUCUCGGAUGUUAUACAACUGCCACAUUUGCCGGAGAAUGCUCCGAACUUCUCUUCAGAACUUGAUUUGGGCAACUAUAGAGCACCGGUAAUGGUUUUACAACAAGAGCCAGAACCCGAACCAGAACCCACUAUAGAAAGUUUGGUAGACUUAGCCCAUGCAGGCGACAAUAAUGCCCAAACAGAAAAUGCUUUAGAUGAAAAAGAACUUAUAAUCCGACAGCUAACCGAAGACUUAAACGAAAAACAAAUGGCCUUGGAGCAUUACUCCAAUUUGGCCCAACAAAUAAAUAACUAUCAAUUUAAAAAUGAAGCUUUACAACGUGAACUGAAUACCACAAAGGAAAUGUUGCAAAGUACUUUACACUCUAAAGAUAAUUUAGAGCAAAAAUUGAGUGAAAUGUCAGAAACCAUGGAGCAGAAAUUAAGCAAAAUGUCCGAACUGCAAGAAGAAGUCAAACAGAGUGAGGAGAAAGUCAAACAAGUUGAUGAAAAGUUUGAUAAAAUCAAAACCAUGUAUACAAAAUUGCGUGAGGAACAUAUAGGUUUGUUGCGCCUGCGCAAUGAAGAUUCCAAACAUUUAAGCUCAGAGAAAAAAGAAAUCGAAAAACUAAAAGAGGAAUUGCAAAAUUUAAAUGAAAAACUGUUGAACUAUGAAAAAACUGAGGAAAUUAACGCAAGCCUUAAAACAAAAUCCUUAGAGUAUGAGGAAUUAUUGGCUAGCAGAGAGGAUUGCAUGGAAAAACUUAAACUGGAUUUGCAGGAAAUGCAGCAGCAGCUGGAAAAAAGCCAAACAGAUUAUAAACAGUUAAAACAAGACUUUGAGCAGCAGCAGACAAAACUACAAGAAGAUAACCAACAUUUGGCUAAUGAAAAGCAAGACAAUGAACAAUUAAAACUUGAAAUACAAGGCCUUAAAGGUAAACUGGAGCAUCAGGUUUCAAAAACCGAUGAAAUCGAUACUUCUCUAAAAGCCAAAAGUCAAGAAUAUGAAAAUCUUAUAAACAGCAAGGAUCUAAACAUUAAACAAUUGAGUACCGAACUCCAGCAACAUAAGGAACAAAUGGAAAAGGCUCAAGUGGAACAUGCAGCAUUAAUAAAACAAUUUGAAGAACAACUACAAACACAUCAGGCUGCAAGUGAAAUUUUUAAAGAAAAUGCUGCAAAAGAUAAUCAAAUUAAACAGCAGCAAAUAGAAGAUCUUUUAACUAAACAAACGAAUAAUGAAACUUCUAUAAAAGAACUAGAAGCACAACUAAGCAGUAUUAAUAUAGAAAAACAAAAUUUGGAACUUAAAUUGAAAUCAGAACAAGAACAGUUUGUAGAGUUGAAAAAAUCCCAAAUUGAAGCCCAAACAGCCAAUGACAACCUAUUGAAAUCCCUUAUAGAAACCCUUAAACUUUCCCUACAGACAGACUUUACCUAUAAAGUAUUCGAAGCCAAUGAGGUGCUGCAACAGGCUGAAACAAGCAUUGAUUCCAUUAAUGAACAUUUACAAAAUGUUUUACAGACUUAUAAAUUAAGUUGUGACAAUAAGACCCAUUUGACUGGAGACUUUGUUAAAUCCAUCAUAGAAUUGAUGUCCACUUUAAGAACUCUGCAUGAUUACAUUACUCUGAUAGCAGAAAAUACUACCGAUAUGGAAAAUUCACAAAAUAUACGUUCCCUUGCAAAUGAAAUCCGUGAUUGUUUUAUUACUCUCUUCCAAAUGCUAAUGGAUAACAAAGAUGCUGAUAUAUUAGAAAAACAACAACAGCAACAGGACAUUGUUGGCAAAUUAACAGAAUUAAAGAAAUUGUUAUUAAUGAUGAGUAAUACAUUUACAGAAAAUCUAAAUAUUGGUGAUUUGUUGCAACAAGAGCUAAGGGACAUGGAUAAAAUGAUAGAAGAAGCAGCACAGAAAAUGCUAGAAAUUCAACAAAACUCCAAAUCGAAAAAUGAAGGCAUUAAAUUGGAAGUCAAUGAGAAAAUUCUUGAAUCUUGUACCAAUCUAAUGCAGUGUAUUAUACACCUUAUAAAAAGAUCACGUGAUUUACAAAAUGAAAUUGUUGUACGUGGUAAGGGCAAGUCUACCGAAAAGGAAUUCUACAAACGUAAUAGCCAAUGGACUGAGGGUCUUAUAUCCGCCUCUAAAAGUGUGGCCAAGGGCGCUAACUAUCUAGUGGAUGCCGCUAAUAAAGCCAUUGUUCUCGAAUCAAAUGAAUGUUUUGAAAUCAUUGUAGCUGCCCAGGAAAUUGCAGCCAGCACUGCCCAGCUGGUCAUAGCCAGCAAGGUAAAAGCCAGUAAAGAUAGUCAAAAGCUUUUGGAUCUAACAAAAGCUUCACGUGAUGUCUCACUAGCCACUGGUUCUGUUGUGGCCACCGUCAAAGAUGGUUGUAAUAAGUUAGAAUAUAAAAACGAAAUCGACAUGACAAAACUUACAACUUCCCAAAAGAAAGCCAUGGAAAUGGAAAUGCAUAUUAAAGUUUUACAAUUAGAGCAAGCACUCGACAAUGAACGCCAAAAUCUUAUGUCAUUCCGCAAGAAAUUUUACCAAAGCUCCGAAGAUGAUUAAAAUGUGAAAAAAACAUUUUUAUUAUAUUUUUUUAAAUAUUUAAACAAGUAGUUGUUUUUGGUUUAACCAAAUAGUUUGUAUAUAUAUUAAACCUUAGAUUUUAAUUGAAAAUACCUACUUUAUUAACUUAUAUACACCAAUUCAUACAUAUGCAGUAAUAAUUUUAUAACAAAUAAUAUAAUAAUAACUAAUUUUGUGUCUUGUUAUUUGUAAUAUUCGUUGAAAAUGUAAUUCUAAAUGUUAUUAACAUUUUAAAGAAAAGUACAUAUAUUUAAACAAAAUAUUUUUUACAUUUUUUUAAAUAUUUCCAUAUAAUUGUUUUUGU